AUGAACUGGCAACCAGAACAACAUGGCCUGAACGAAUUACUCAACUUGCUCCAAGAUGCCAUACAUCCAAAUAAUAGGGGUCAACUGUUGGUGCAAGAGAGACUAGCUUCAUUCAAUGCAAUCCCGGAAUAUAACUCCUACCUCAUCCACAUUUUAGUGUUGAUGACUGAUCAGGACAGCUACAUACGAGCGAUUGCUGGACUGACGCUCAAGAACAACAUUUUGAACAGCUUCAAUUCAACGCCACUGUUCGUAUUGGACCAUGUAAAAUCAGUGUGCACUCGGUCCUUGGAAUUUCCUGAUCCAGAUGCGACCAUCAGGAGAACCAUUGGCUCUGUGAUUACUGCGAUCGUGGUUCGAGGACAGAUCAUGAAUUGGCCAAACAUCAUGAACAUACUAGCCCACAGGCUGGAUAGUCCGAAUUCAUUGUCUAUUGAGAUGGCUUUGGAUACAAUACAGAUGAUUUGUGAGGAUAACGCAUUAGACGUAAACGAAGCCAUGGAUGCUGAGACCAAUACACCCGUACUAGACUUCAUAAUUCCAAAAUUAAUACCAUUCAACAGCCACGCCAAUGCCCGUUUAAGAGUGGCUUCCAUCAAAGCCAUCAGCCAUUUCAUACAACUCGAGUCGACAUCACUACUGGCCAACAUGGACAGUUAUUUACAGUCAUUGUUUAACAUUGCAUCUGACGAAACAACUGAAGUACGUCAAGAACUAUGUCGCUCUUUUGUCAUGUUACUUGAUACCUUUACUGAAUGCCUUCUGCCAUAUCUUGAUCAACUGAUCGAAUACAUGAUUUUUUGUAACCAAUCCGAAAACACCAAAGUGGCAUUAGAAGCUUGUGAAUUUUGGCAUCAGUUUGCCCGACUAGAGGACAUUCAUAACCAUCUAUUACCCUUUCUGCCUCGCGUGGUGCCAGUGAUUCUUAACUCGUUGAUAUACACAGAUGAAGAUUUGAUGGUGCUUGGUGGAGGCGAUGAUGAGGAUGAUUCCAACCCGCAAGAUCUACAGCCCCGAUUUGCCAGUCGAUAUAUAUCCACUUACUAUAAUAGAUACAGGCAGCAACAUAACAGCAACAGUAGCAGCAGUAGUGAAUAUGAAGACGACGAGGACGAGGAGGAUGAGGAUCCCGAGGACGAAGAGUUCUUUUCGGAAUGGACACUGCGAAAAUUUAGCGCUACUUCAUUAGAUGCACUCACAUCAUCGUUCAAAUCACAAAUGACAAAUAUUUUGCUGCCUCUGUUGAAUCAUGCCUUAUUUAGCGAUGACUGGAGAGUGAUUGAAAGUGGCAUACUCGCAUUAGGGGCAGCCGCAGAAGGUGGCAUUGAGGAGAUUACUCCCCAUUUACCCAAACUGAUACCUUUUCUAGUCACUCAGCUAUCGCAUGCAAAUGCUCAUGUGCGGUGCAUCUCCUGUUGGACCGUGAGUCGAUUCUCUGGAUGGAUAGUUGCACAAUGCACCAACUCCGAGCAAGGUCGCACACAGUUCUAUGAGCCUGUGCUUCGUGAGCUACUACGACGUAUUCUUGACAGAAGUAGACGAGUGCAAGAAGCAGCAUGUUCGGCAUUUUCGACGUUGGAGGAAUCAGCAUCGAAGCAAGAACUGGUUCCAUAUCUAGCAAUGAUUUUGAAUCACCUGACUCGAGCAUUGCGAUUGUAUCGAAAUCGAAAUUUAAGGGUUUUGUAUGACACCAUUGGGACACUAGCAGAAUCCGUGGGCUCCUGUUUGAACGAACCUAAUUUCAUUGCAGUUUUGAUGCCACCAUUGAUAUCCAGAUGGAAUGGACUUACAGAUACAGAUUCGGAUCUAUUUCCAUUAUUAGCAUGUUUGACAGAUAUUGCUACCUCAUUGGGCAGUGGGUUUUUGCCAUUUACUGAACCUGUGUUUACAAGAUGCGUCACGCUGAUAUCCACCACCUUACAAAACACGCUACAACAUGACGACUAUGAAGAGUUUGAUGACUUGAAUGACGAGUUUAUUGUGAUACCGUUGGAUUUGUUAUCGGGAAUUGUGCAAGGAUUGGGCGAGAAGGUGGAGCCGUUUGUGCAGCAAUCUACAGUAUUACCAUUACUGGCUGUUUGUGCUCAUUAUGACUCACGGUAUGAAAUCUUGUCGCCCACGUACGCUCUAAUAGGCGACAUAGCCAAAGCUUGUUUUGUAACACUACCUCCUUAUUUGGAGAAUAUGAUGCCUGAACUUAUUCGUCAACUAGAGAGCAAUGAUCCCGCAUCUAAAUCAGUACGCAAUAAUGCUAUUUGGGCAGUUGGCGAGAUAUCGAUACGAUGGCACAGAGAGAAUAUGGAGAAAUACGUCGAGCCCGUUUUGCAAGCUCUGAUACCAUUGAUACAUCCACAAUCACAAACUGUGGACCUACAAGAAAAUGCAGUCAACACCAUUGGUCGGUUAGGUAUCCAUAAUGCGGAAAAGGUAGCACAAUUCCUGCCUCAAUUUUGUCGCGCUUGGCUUUAUAGGUCAAGAGGCAUGCGUGAAAGUGAUGAAAAAGAUAGCGCGUUUCAAGGCUUCUGCAGAACAGUAUGUCUGUUUCCUCAGGCAUUAAAUGAAGUGGCAAUUCGCACUUUGUUUGACAUUAUUGGACAAUGGCAAUCUCCAUCAGAUGGACUCAAAGUUUUGUUCCAAGAAAUAACAGUCGGCUAUCGUGGGCUUCUGACCAUAGAUCAAUGGAAUCAAGUAGCAUCAGGUGUACUCAACAAAGAUGAACCAGAGCGAUAG
Mucor velutinosus is the source of this 2730-nucleotide messenger RNA. RefSeq lists its product as uncharacterized. The record is from RefSeq and is a predicted model, not a curated record. The transcript has 9 exons. Gene Ontology annotation, molecular function: small GTPase binding; nuclear import signal receptor activity. Lineage: Eukaryota; Fungi; Mucoromycota; Mucoromycetes; Mucorales; Mucoraceae. Gene Ontology annotation, biological process: protein import into nucleus. Gene Ontology annotation, cellular component: cytoplasm; nucleus. The coding region runs from base 1 to 2730 and encodes 909 amino acids.